Molecule: messenger RNA, 369 nt
Organism: Cooperia oncophora
Lineage: Eukaryota; Metazoa; Nematoda; Chromadorea; Rhabditida; Trichostrongylidae
Source: the annotation of a GenBank genome assembly
AUGAAGUACGCGAUUCUUCUGGCACUUUUCGGGUGCGCGGUGGCAAUGCGUCAACAGGCUGUUGGAGUAAGCGGCAGGCUUAUGUGUGGAAACAGGCCAGCUACAGGAGUCAAGGUGAAAUUGUGGGAUGAAGACGACGGACCUGAUCCUGAUGAUGUUCUUGAUGAGGGUUACACCGAUUCAAAUGGUGAAUUCAGGCUACAGGGCUCCGAACGUGAACUGACCAAUAUCGAUCCUGUGUUCAAAGUUUACCACGACUGUGACGACGGCAUCAAGGUACGUACAAUUUGCAAACUAGUGUUAUCCAUGCGUAUUGGUGACACCUUUUGCGACCAUAGGUUAAUCAAGAAAAAUGCUCAUCGUGGUUAC